Hipposideros armiger (great roundleaf bat) is the source of this 792-nucleotide messenger RNA. RefSeq names its product crystallin beta B2 (gene CRYBB2). The coding region runs from base 55 to 699 and encodes 214 amino acids. The transcript is spliced from 5 exons. Gene Ontology annotation, molecular function: structural constituent of eye lens. NCBI's taxonomy places the organism in Eukaryota, Metazoa, Chordata, Mammalia, Chiroptera, Hipposideridae. The record is from RefSeq and is a predicted model, not a curated record. Gene Ontology annotation, biological process: visual perception; lens development in camera-type eye.
GCGGGGACGCAGCCGUCACUCAUCUUGGCACCGGCACUCCUGGGGAAGGUAUAAAUGCCACCUCCCACCAGCUUGGCUUCACAGGCACUCUCGGGGGCCGGUGUCACUGGUCAUUCUUGCACAGGACAGCCCAUCAUGGCUUCGGACCACCAAACCCAAGCGGGCAAGUCACAGCCCCUCAACCCCAAGAUCAUCAUCUUUGAGCAAGAAAACUUCCAAGGCCAAUCACAUGAGCUCAAUGGGCCCUGCCCCAACCUGAAGGAGACUGGUGUGGAGAAGGCAGGCUCUGUCCUGGUGCAGACUGGACCGUACGUACCGGGGUGGCCUCACCUGGUCAAGGGGGGCUGCCAGGGUGAGGCAACUGGGCUGUGGAGCUGGAAAGACCCAGACAGCCAAGAGCACAGGAUCAUCCUCUAUGAGAACCCCAACUUCAUGGGGAAGAAGAUGGAGAUCACAGACGACGACGUGCCCAGCUUCCACGCCCACGGCUACCAGGAGAAGGUGUCGUCCGUGCGGGUGCAGAGUGGCACGUGGGUUGGCUACCAGUACCCUGGCUACCGUGGGCUGCAGUACCUGCUGGAGAAGGGAGAUUACAAGGACAGCAGUGACUUUGGGGCCCCCCACCCCCAGGUGCAGUCUGUGCGCCGCAUCCGUGACAUGCAGUGGCACCAACGUGGUGCCUUCCACCCCUCCAACUAAUGUCCCCCAUUUCCUCCUUCUCAGGGGCCUGGUCUGCUGCCCAGGACCCCCCCAGACCUCGUGGUGAGUGAAUAAAGUGUGACUUGCAACUGG